GAUUUGGUUACGCUUGUUGUGGUGUUAUGUUUCUCUACGUUUAUAGAUCUUACAUUAUUUUAGUGACGAUUUUGUAAUCAAAAUCUAAAUUUGUUAUUCAUGUGAUACCUACUUUUGUUUGAAUCGAAAAUUUACUGUCAACCUUAUGUUUACUUUGUGAACAUGUGCUUCUUUGAUUAUGGCGAGAAAAUUCAGAGCUGAAGAGUGUAGGAGUCAUGUAUGGAUAUUUGGAUAGCUGACGUAUAUAGGACUAUUUGGAUGUCAAAUAGGAUGCUUUUUUCGUAAUACACAUACAAAAAUUACAAUUGAAAGAAAAUGGAUGAGCCGAAUCUCAGCUUCACCGAUUCACCUUACGCUCAGCUUCAAAAUGCCAUUGCUGCAAAGGACGUUGAUUUUGUGAAUUCCAUUUUAUACGAAGGUAGCCCCUUUAUCAACAUCGCCCACCCAGAAUCUAAAGAUACGGAACUUCACCUUAUUAUCACUAACGAUGAUCCCCAAAAAAAUUGGACUAGCAGGUUCAUGGCUCUUGGCUCGAACGUUAAUGCAAAAAAUGCCGCAGGUGACACCCCAUUGCAUAAACUGAUCUCAUCGAACGUAUUAUACCCACCUCCUAAGUUGCUCAUUAAAAAUGGAGCAGACAUGAAUAUCUUCAAUGAAAAUGGGAUAAGUCCUUUUCAAGCAGCUUUAUUGUCCAGAGGUGUGAUAGCAAUUGAAAUGUUUUAUCCAGAAGAAUACAUACAUCCAGGAAACUACAGGUACCUCGUAAAAGGCCUUUUGAAUGAAGCAAAACAUUUAAAUUUAAACAUCUCCACUUCAAAUUAUUCAACGCUUUUGCACUUUGCCGCUGAAUUUGCUGACAUUGACAUGUUUAACUUUCUUUUAAGCAAUACUAAAUAUGAUAUCAAUGCACUCAAUCCAGAAGGGGAAACACUUCUGAAUUAUACUAUCCUAAAAAGACGCGACAUCGAAAUUGUAAAAGCUCUCCUUGAUCACGGGGCCGACAUUAAUCAACGUUCUGGUUCGAAUUACACUUCGGCAAAUCUUGGAUUCACUGCAUUACAUUCUGCAGUUUUCACAAAGGUUUCAAAUAUUGUGAAGAUGCUUCUAACACAGGGCACAGAUGUGAAUGCACAAUCGAUAAGAGGUUCACCACUUCAUAUUGUUUCUGAAAAAAUGUUCUGGUCUGCAGAAAAAGCAAAGUUGCUCCUGGACUUUCACGCUGACAUCAAUGCGAGAAAUUUAUUGAAUCAAACUCCGAUUCAAAGAGCAUGUGUUGGAGGGUGUGUCGAAGCAGUCAAGUUUCUAUUACAGAACGGAGCUGAUGUUCAAACAAAAUGUUAUGAUUUUCGUAGUACCCUUCAUUAUGCCGUCUUGGGAAAUAAUUUUGAUAUUGUGAAACUCAUCUUGGACAGAGGCCUCGAUCCAAAUGCAAAGGAUAUGGAUCAACGAACACCAAUAUUUUACGCAGCGAAUAGAAAUGCUAAUUCUUCUUCACUAGCAUCUUUAAAUCUUUUACUAGAGUAUGGCGCUGACAUUAAUGCUGCAGAUUACAGGGGAGACACUGCACUUCACAGGAGUUGCAAAUUUUUUUAUUUGCAACCUGCCAAAGCUCUGCUGGAAUUAAAUGCGAAUAUUAAUGUCCUUAAUAAGAUGGGACUGACUCCUCUUGAACGUGCAAUAAGAAGCCACCGGAGGUACAACAGGCUAACUAAAUUAAAUAAAAUUUUAGAGUAUUUGUGUGCGUACAUAGACUUGGAAAUGAAUGAAAGCCUUAGUGAAGAAAAGCUAAAUAUAAUUAAAAGCGAUCCAUUGGUGCGUGAUGUUUAUAGCAAAUAUGAACGAGAAGUAAAUUUAAUGAAAAACGAGAAAAUUAGUAGUUCUAGUUCUACUUGUUAUUUUGAUUUGUUGAAGUAUGAUGAUCAAAGGUUAGCUAUAUUAGCUAGGAAUAAAACUGUGAUGAGGAUUUUAGCGACCGGCGAAUAUAGAUUCAAGUUUCCAUUAUACGAUAGUAUUCUCUACGAUUGUAUCAUGAAAGCAAAGAUUAGAAGGAAUUUAAUUGGGCGAAAUGCUCUUAUAUUGAAGAAAAUUACCAAACGGAAUUUGCCGUUUUUCAUUAUUGACAUGAUAUUCAGCAGUUUAAGUUUAAAGGAUUUGAGGAAUUUGGUAAGAGCUUAUCAGAAAGCCUAGGGUGAUGCUGAAAUCACUAAUAGCUAAAUUAUAGUAGGAGAAUCUUUCUAGAAAUUGAAACAAAAGCGGCACUUUAGUUGUUUUUGCUAGAACUACGGUUCAAGUUUGUAUAUUUAUUGUAAAAUAUCCAUAACAUUUGUGAUAUCUUUUUGUUCUUUUAUCGAACAUUUUUUUUAUAGUUUCUUAAGAAGUACAUUAAUAUUGUACGAUAAAAAAAUUUCGUUGAAUAACAAUUUGUAUGGUUUUUUCAACCAGACUAAUAAUAAUUAAAACGUGACGUGUUCAUUAUUUACGGUUUGAAUCUCAGGAGGAAAAAAGUCAGGAGUCAUCAUCUAAAAUUAAUAGAAAAGAAAGGAGAAAAAAAUAUUUUGUAUAUGUUGAUAGAUGAAUUUGACUCGAUAAUGUUUGUAUAAUAUACAUUAUUUUUGUAUUGUUUUAUAACGGCGACAUAUGUGAUUAAAAACUAUAGGAUAUGAUUGA
Belonocnema kinseyi is the source of this 2667-nucleotide messenger RNA. Its product is annotated as putative ankyrin repeat protein RF_0381. The transcript is spliced from 4 exons. Gene Ontology annotation, molecular function: protein binding. Bases 316 to 2187 code for a protein of 623 amino acids. The record is from RefSeq and is a predicted model, not a curated record. Lineage: Eukaryota; Metazoa; Arthropoda; Insecta; Hymenoptera; Cynipidae.